Pichia kudriavzevii is the source of this 1314-nucleotide messenger RNA. RefSeq lists its product as uncharacterized. The record is from RefSeq and is a predicted model, not a curated record. The coding region runs from base 1 to 1314 and encodes 437 amino acids. NCBI's taxonomy places the organism in Eukaryota, Fungi, Ascomycota, Pichiomycetes, Pichiales, Pichiaceae. The transcript has a single exon.
AUGAAAUAUUACCUACAAGAUGCAAGUGUCAGCUGCCCAUGCAUUAAAGAAGAUGACUAUAGAUCAUCGCAUCCACUCUCAUCGUUAAACUAUUGUAGACAUUGUGAUACAAGAAGAUGUUUUGCAUGUUCAUUACAUUCUCCAGUUAAGAAAUCUUGCUUGAAAUGUGAAAGGGAAUAUGAUCUCAUAGCAACACAUUGUAAUAGGUGUUAUGUAUGCCCACUCUGUGGUUCUGACUUAAAUACGUAUCCGUUAUUAUACAAAUCAGGGGGCAUAAAGGAUGGCGUCGAACAAUUUGCGUUGAUGAAUAGUCAAACAGAUCGAAACGAGAAGCUUGUAGGCAAAGGAGUUUUAUUCAAGUGUAAGAAAAUGGACUCUAUUGAUCAUUCAUGUUCUUUUAAAUUUGUGACCAAUAUUGAAACCAAGCCACAAAGUUUACAAGAGAUUGUUUUGAAGAAUAUAAAAAGUGACACUGAGUAUAAAUAUGAAAAAUUAAGAGAUUUUGGAGACUGGAAAUUGAAUUACGAAAGAAUACUAGAUAGAAAGCAAAGGAUAAAAUGGAAGACUGAAAUCUUGGAAAGAUUCGGAGCUUUUGAGGUAGCUAAAAUAUUGCAAGCUCACAACAGUUUGGAAACACUUGAAAAGAAGGAGAUUGAGGUUAUUGAUUCCCUGAAAGAUAUUACGAAAAAAGUUGUUCCAGUGCCCAAAAAGCUACAUCAAAAUAUGAAUUCAAUCUGUCCAUCAUGUUUAAACAUCUUGGAUGUCAAAAUGACAAGCCGAUUUCCUUUGGUGUAUGUUGUGCCCAUGGUUGGAUAUCCUUCCAAGCUGGUCAGGGAAAUCAAGGAAGGAAAUAUUAGAGUGCCAGUUUUGAUGAGUUUUAUCAACACAAGUGGCAUGGAAAUGGAUGUUACAAUCACAGGUGAAGAGAUACCGUUCAACACAAUUCGAAUUGGGUGUAAUAGCUCGAAGUCUCUGAAGGAUGUCCCGACUUGUAUGCUUUCACAUGUUCGCAAAAGUUCAGGUGAUUGGAAAUGUGAGUUAGAUACAAGAGACAAGGAAGUUUUCAAAUUGAUUACAUACCAUGAGGAUGGAGAAGAAAAAGGCAGUGGAGAAGCAAAGGUAAAGAACACCGAGUUGGAAGAUGGUCACGAAGUAGUUGACGUUGGAGGAAAUUGGAUUACUACAAAGGCAUGUAUCGAUGUUAAUGUUGCGGAAGAUGUGGUUAGCGGUAAAAUAAAGUUUAACGUUAUGAUUACUACAUAUUUGAAAACUGGGGAAUAUAAUAUUCUAUACGAAUGUUGUUGUUUGGUUUAA